This is a messenger RNA of Protopterus annectens (West African lungfish), 4239 nucleotides long. RefSeq lists its product as uncharacterized. Gene Ontology annotation, molecular function: protein binding. The record is from RefSeq and is a predicted model, not a curated record. NCBI's taxonomy places the organism in Eukaryota, Metazoa, Chordata, Ceratodontiformes, Protopteridae. The transcript is spliced from 5 exons. The coding region runs from base 961 to 2253 and encodes 430 amino acids.
AAUACACUGUUACUGUGAACAAGAGUUUGGAACCGGAAUGGAGAAGGAAUGUGGGCUGCAAUGAGGAUCGGUUACAUCGCCCCAGUGGCAGUAGUUACAUUUUGAAGCUGCCAUGGCACAACCUUAUGAACCAGGUGUGUUACGAGUAUUGAGAAUGCCCACUUAUGGUGCAGCAUACCCAGAACUGCUAAGAUGAUGGCAGUUACUGAACAUUAAUUUGAGCUUUGACAUGUAGAGUUCUACAUGAGACUCUCAACAGAGAUCUUUAAACCCAAAGAAGACACUUUAUUCACAGAGAUUGGGGCCCUGCAGAGUGAAUGGAUUAAAAGGUUCCCUUUGGACAAUUUGAGUACGAUUGGAUGAACUCUCACAACGUGACUACAUAUGAGCUGAGGCUGCAAGCGGCUAAGAGAAAGCUACAGCAUGAUCUAUCAGAUUUCUCAAAUGGUCAUGUUUGUUCCUGGCCAAAUGAGAGAGCUAUAACAUCUGGCACUGAAUUAAUAGGUAGCAGUUAAGUUGAACGUAUCUGUUUGUGUCCUGAUGAUCGUACAAACAGCUCCAUAGACAGCAAUAUGUCUGUUGAGGCCAGGAAUAUUACGGCAGCAGCAACUAGUGUUGCACCUCUUGAUAGUUGGGGCCAGUAAUCAUUGUGCUAAAACCCAGAGAGAAGUUAAUAAGACAUGGGGCUGGGAAUUGUAUCCCAAGAGCUGAAAUAUCGACUGCAUCUUUUAUUGGUUCCAGUAUACACCAUUAUUUUUCUCUAAAAGAUCCUCUACCCAUCAAGGAGAGGUUGAAGAGAGGCAGAUCCAGGAGUCGUUCCCUGAAGAGACCAUUUCAGCCCUUGAUACAGAAUCGAGGGGUUGCCAAGAGACGGAACGUGAGAAAGCUGAACACUAUCUUCUAAACAGUGAUGCUGUCAUCUGUUAACAGAAAAUCUUGAAGAUUUGCCAUUCAUUAGUGAUGAAACCAAUCCCUCAUUGUCUUCUGUUACCUCAGGAAAUACUUACCGAAGUAUUUAAAUACCUUUCACCCACUGAUAAGGCUAAUGUCCGUGCAACUUGCAGAUACUUUAAAGACCUUGUAGAUCAUCCUUCUUUGUGGCAAAAUAGCACUGUUGUCCUUAGAAAUAUAAGUGUUUUAAACUUAAAAUUCUGGGAAAUGCUUCGGAAAAGGAGGAUAUGCUCUGUGGAAGUGAAAAAAGCAGGAGUAAAGCAAUGGAAAAAGCUUACUCAGUCAAUGCCAAAUCUUGUUGCUGUAACUAUUGAUGCAAACUUAAAAGAAGACACACUUCAAGGCUUGAGAUCACUUGUACAUCUACAGAAACUGCACUUAAAAUGCUGCUCAGGUUUAAUAGACACAGAAAUUGUUAAGGAUGUUGUGAGUUUUAGACAGUUAUCUCAUCUAACUUUGUGCAAGGUAACUUCCAUACGCAGUCCUGCCUUAAUUUGUAUUGCACAGUUAAAGAAUCUUGAGGCACUAACCCUUCAUACUAAGGAAGGGCUUUUACCUGAAGAAGCUCUGCAGUAUGUCUUGUUCCGAUUGCCAAAACUAAAGGAGCUGUCGCUUACAGUAAGUAAAAUGAACAAAGCAAGAUUGUCCUCUUGCUUCACCUUGCUUGACUGUAGAGAAAAUCUACAAAAAGAGCCAGCAUGUGUGACAAAACUUCAUCUGGAGAGACUGGAUUUAAUAGACUGUGGAAACACCAGCCUUUCAGAAGAGGCUUUAGACCAGCUCUCCACUCUCCACUGCGUUGGUUUGUGGAACCAUAAGAAGUUUUUGCUAGGAACGGAAGACAUUUUGGAAGUCAUGUUGAAAAAGCUGCCUAACUUGACAGAGUUGGAUCUUGCUUGGGCUACAUCCUUUGAGCCAUAUGUCAAUUAUAUACCUUCCAGCCUAGAAGCAUUGAGUGUCAUUGGAACAAAGGUCUCAAAUUCUACUCUAAGCUGGUUAGCAGACUGUGCUGGUAAAAUAAAUCACUUGAAUCUGAAGCUGUCUCAUGGAUUUGAUGAAAAAAUUUUGAAAAGAUUCCCCGAUAAGUUUCCAUCCUUGAAAACUCUUGGUCUCAGUAACACCACACUGAAUGAGGAGGCACUACUUUGUUUUGCAAAGCUGAGACUGUUGCAAAGGCUUGACAUUUCCAAUGUGCAGCAUCUUUCACAAGAAGCAAUACAUAAAUUUCGAGUUUUGACUGACAACAGAGUGCAAGUGAUCCAAGAAGACUCCUUGCUUAGUUUCAAAUAUUGUUACUGUUAAACUACGAUUUUGCCCGUCUUCAAGGAAAAAAAGAUGUUGCUUUGACUUGCAACUUUUAGCAGUUUCAGUGAUUCACAAUUAGAGCCUGUGCUUUGCUUCUCUGAGCAAGUCUGUGUUGCCUUGUGAUGAUUGUCAGGGACCUAAACCUUGACAGAAUCUUCCAGUAUGCAAGUGAAUUGGUUUGAAGUGCCUACUGGAGUCUGUUUCUGAACACCUUGGUCCUUUCCUUUAUUUUCCUCAUAUGACUGUAUGCUUGAUUUUUAAGUUAUACAGUAUGCAGAAUGAAAGUUUCCUUAAGAGUGUCAUCCAAGAAGUUAUGAACAGUUUGUCAAGUAUUUUGGAUGCAUAAAAACAUAUGCUGUGCCGUACAUUGGAGGACUGAAGCUUGAAAUAACUUAUUUUAUCACUAAAGUGAACUUAAGAGUUCUUAAUUCUCAUUUUUACAUGUUGCUGCAAGUCAGCAUUAACAAAUUCAGAUUGUAUAUUAUUAGCCUGAUUGUAUAUUAUUAGCCUGAUUGAAGUUACAGGCUUCUGUUUUUCCUACAAUGACCUUUAAUGCAAAUUCUGCUCGGUUUACAUAAACUGAUCUUUUUUACCUUGUAAAAAUUGUCAUGCAAAUUCUGCAAGUAUCCUUUGUCACUAGAUUGUUAAAAGUAUGAAACAAACUGAUGGUCAGAAGAUAGCCAACACAGUUUUUGUUGUUGAUUGUCAAAAAAAUGUUACAUUGGAUAACAUUAGAAUAGGCUAAUCCCAAUUUAAACAAGUUCAGCAUAUUGUGUGAACACUUGGUUUUAUGGCUACUGGACAGUUUGUUUCGAGUCCAUAGCCAUGUUUGUGUGUGUUGUGUGCGUUGACAAGGUUUACAAGUCUUUUGCUUUAAAAAUACAGCGACCCUGGUGUUAAGGGUUUCCUCUUUUCACAACUCAGAUGAUAACGUUUUGAGCAGUGCAGGCAGUUGUGCAGUGUUGGUGCUGGAUACUGCUUAACUUCAGAAAAAAGAAUGGGUACUAUGCUGCAGGAAUGCAGUACUUGGUAUUUAAUGAAAAUGCUGUUAUCUGUAAGAUGUUGAAUAAUGCAAAACUGAUAAGUGCAGGCCUUUGUGGGGAGUUUGGGCUUGGUGCCUUUUCUGAUUGAUACACAAGUCUGCAAUCUCAGGUCUUUAAAUUGUUGUGUAGCUGAUGUGGUCCUGUUACUUUAUUUAAGUGAAAAAUGCUCAUUAGUUUGCAAGAUGUCUUGCAUAAAGUAGAAGUACAAAACUCUGGAACAUAAACGGUGGCAUUAAGUGAGUGCUCUGUAAACAGUAUUGUCAUACAAACUGCAUUUUAAAAAAAUGCUUUGGAGAUUUGUAACGUUUCCAUAUGUGGAUACAGAAAUAGGACCUUAUAAUUCAGCUCUUAUGUUGGUUAGAGCGCAUCUGUGUUACCUAAAUGUUAGUUAUAGCCAGAGUGUUUUUCCCCAUUCACUGAAAGUGCCUAACUUCUGCUUGUCUUGUUUGCCAUUAGUACGGUUGAACUCUUGUCUUGUUCAUGCUGUGAACCCGUGACCUUGAAGAAAAACUCAAUGUUUAGACCAAAUUCUAAACUGAGCUACAAUUCAGUUGCUGCCCAUCAGCUGAGGGUAGACAAAAAGGAAAUGCAGAAGAAAGGAUUUCUCAUUCUCCUUUUGUGUAGUAGUGGGCCAGACUAAGUAAUCUUGAGUUUUAUUUAUACAUAUUUUUCAAAAAUUUUAAAAAGACCUAAGAAAGCUUUUUCCCUUUUAGUUUAGAUUUGCAGUACACUGCAGAUGAGCCAAAUAAUUGGUUUUUCAUUUCUGCAUUUUGAUAAGGCAUUCAGUGUGACUAAGAAUACAUUAAUGAACAACUUGCAAAAAAUUUAUUUGUGAAAAUUUGUUAUAAUAAAUUAAGCCUCUUCAUUUUUACUUGACACAGCUUUGAAGUCAAGCUUAUUUUAUUUUCAAAAUAUUCAUAUAAAUAAAGCAAAAAUACAA